AUGAUCCGAUCAAUCGAUAGUCAAUAUCGAAUUCGACAAAUUGAUCCAGAUGUCGCCACUAUGACGAUAAUCACCGAUGAAAAUGAGGGUAUCAAACGAUUAUGUGAAGCACAACCAAUCCAAGAUCGACUCAUUUUCAUAGCUAUGGAUGAGCAUAAAAAGCAGUUGUUGGCCGAUCGUUGGAAACAACGAAGUACUAUGAUCAAUAGAAUAACACAAACAUGGCCGAGUCGCGCGGAUAAAUGCGUCCAAACCGGUCAACGUGUUGAUGAACAACCGCGGACGAGACCGGACGGAGAUUACGGAGAGGAAUGGGAGGACGAUAGUGAGUACACAGAUGAAUCGACCGAGAAUGAAUACGACGAGGACGGGAAACGUAUCGUACCGCCGAGUACAAAACGAUACAUUUAUACGGUGUUCGAUUAA
Messenger RNA from Anisakis simplex (herring worm), 426 nucleotides. The record is from the annotation of a GenBank genome assembly. NCBI's taxonomy places the organism in Eukaryota, Metazoa, Nematoda, Chromadorea, Rhabditida, Anisakidae.